Molecule: messenger RNA, 2671 nt
Organism: Hevea brasiliensis (rubber tree)
Lineage: Eukaryota; Viridiplantae; Streptophyta; Magnoliopsida; Malpighiales; Euphorbiaceae
Product: histone-lysine N-methyltransferase, H3 lysine-9 specific SUVH4
Exons: 16
Coding region: 209-2377 (722 amino acids)
Cellular component (GO): nucleus
Molecular function (GO): histone methyltransferase activity; zinc ion binding; protein binding
Source: RefSeq, a predicted model, not a curated record
UCCCUGUGGGGUUAGAAUUCGAAUCUCUCGGGAAUCGCUCUUCGUUUGAUAAUUCUUCUCUCUUUUCUAUAUCGCUUUUCUGGUAUGUUCUGCUUCAUGUUGUACUCUUUUCUCCAAAACCCAUUGCAGAAACUCAUUGAACAGUGACAAAUAUAACAAUCAGCACCUCGUUAGCACCUAUUUAAAAUUUUGAUAUUGGAAUCAAUUGAUGGGUAGUCUGCACGAGGGUGGUAAUGGUUCCAAUCAGAAUUGUAGCGAGCAAGAAACUCAAACGAAAGUACUUGAUGUUAAUGUGACCAAGAACAUUGCACAAGAAGUUCACAAGUUGAAGUCCAAAGAACUUGUUCUGGAACGAAGGGUUAGCCCAAGACUUAAAAAUAUUCCCAAAGAUAAAAGACCUUAUUAUGGCAGUGAUUGCAGGAGGCAGUCAGUCUCUCUUAAGGAUUAUAGUAAUGAUAGGAAAAUGAAAUUGAAUUCUCUUAGCGAUAAUGGUCGCAAGAAAAAGGCUAAGGUUGAUUAUUCAAUCAAAGAUUGCCUAACAGAUGUGUCUAGAAAAGAUGUAGAAGAUAAAGGCACUAAAAGUGGCUCGGCAAUUAUUGAGCCUGCUGAUACAGAAAUUGUGGAUUUAGAGGAUGAAGCUUAUUUGAAAUGGACGGAUUAUGAGGCCUUUCUAGCUGAUACUAUUCAUCAAAAGGCCAUCAAUAGGGUGAAAGAGACAAUACGGAUUUUUAACAAGCACAGUCUUCACUUUGCUCAGGAAGAGAUGAAGAGAUGUGAGCAGGGAGAGGUCAAUGAUGAGCAAAUUGAUAAUGGAACAAGGAAUAAUGGAAGCCCACUUGCUGACAAUAAGCGAUCUAACUCGCGAACUGAUUUUAAGGCAAUUACUGAGAUGAAAAAUAAAAAGGAAGUCUUAUACCCUGAAAAGAUGAUUGGUCAUUUACCUGGUAUUGUUGUUGGGCAUCAAUUUACCUCUCGAACUGAAAUGGUAGCUAUUGGUUUUCAUGGUCAUUGGAUGAAUGGAAUUGAUUAUAUAUCAAAAUUUUCUGGAAAAUUGAAGCAGCGCUGUGGUUAUACUUGCCCAUUAGCAGUGGCAAUUGUGAUGUCUGGACAAUAUGAAGAUGAUGUUGAUUGCUUAAAUGAAGUUGUUUAUACAGGCCAAGGUGGAAAUGACUUGCAUGGUAGCAAGCAUCAAAUCAAAGAUCAAGUCAUGCAUCGUGGUAAUUUGGCUCUUAAGAAUAAUAUGGAGCAAUGUGUACCAGUUAGAGUCAUCCGUGGAUAUAAACUUGGUGCUAGUCGCAGCCGCGACCGCAAAGUGUACAUGUAUUGUGGCUUAUACAAGGUUGUGAAUCAUUGGGCUGAGAAAGGUAUUUCUGGACAUAAUGUUUUUAAAUAUCGUUUAAGGCGACUUCUAGGACAGCCCAAAGUUGACAUAGAUCAGGUUCAUUAUGAAAGAGAAAGAAAACCCGGUGUUUCUCCAAGAUUACCUGGCUUGGUAUGUGAGGACAUUUCUUAUGGUGAAGAAGAUAUACAUAUUCCUGUGACAAAUGUGAUCGAUUAUCCUCCAAUUGCACCUGCAGGGUUUAAAUAUACCAAAUUUGUUCAAGUUUCAAAAAAUAUUACUGUUCCCCCAAGUGCCUCUGGAUGCAGUUGCAAAGGACAAUGUACUAAUCAAAAGUCUUGUUCAUGUGCUCAACUUAAUGGCUCUGACUUUCCGUAUGUCUCCAGAGAUGGUGGGAGACUGAUUGAACCAAAGGAUGUGGUGUUCGAAUGUGGACCACAAUGUAGCUGCAGACCAAAUUGCACUAACCGUGUAUCUCAAAGGCAAUUAAAAUACCGACUCGAGGUCUAUCGUGUGGAGAACAAAGGAUGGGCUGUUAGGUCGUGGGACUUUAUUCCUUCUGGUGCUCCAGUGUGUGAAUAUGCUGGAAUUCUUAGAAGGAAUGAUGAGUUGGAUAAUGUCUCUGAGAAUGACUAUAUAUUUGACAUUGAUUGCUGGCACACAAUGAAUGGAAUUGGUGGAAGAGAGAAGCGACAAGGCGAUGGAUCUGCACCUACAAGUGAUCUUGCAGAGAAAGAAGACGAUAAGAUGACAGAAAGCGAGUCUGAGUUUUGCAUAGAUGCAGGUUCCUGUGGUAAUGUUGCGAGAUUUAUUAAUCACAGCUGUGAACCUAAUCUAUUUGUCCAGUGUGUUUUAAGCUCCCACCAUGAUAUUAGAUUUGCUCGGGUAGUGCUUGUUGCUGCAGAUAACAUACCUCCUAUGCAGGAACUCACAUAUGACUAUGGCUAUGCACUUGAUAGUGUUAUUGGUCCUGAUGGGAAAAUAAAACAGGCACCAUGCUUCUGCGGCACAAGCGAAUGUCGGGGACGUUUGUAUUAGGCAGAUGAAGGCUUAUAAAUUUCAGACUGUAUCUUUAUUUCCAAAUGAGUUUUGUUCUUUCUUUCUUUGUUUUCCCCUCUGUGGAAGAAGCAACACCAGUGAUGAACAGUGUAUUUGAUGUAUUUUUUUUUUCUAAAAUCAGAUAUAGGUGUAGGAGUGCCUGCAUGAAAGUAUUGUUCACAUCUUUACCUUUGUAUAAGAAAGGUUGUACAGUAGAGAGUUUUACCUUGUUGAAAGCAAUCAUGAUUUCUUGAACCUGAUUUUAUUGAUUUCCAAUUCCAUGAUUGUUUCAUA